UGCCGUGCUUUAAAUCGCUACACGAUAAACGGAAACGGUUCCUACAAGGUCAAAGGUCAGGCAGAAGAGGAAACACAGGAACAAAAUGGCUGCAACUGGAGACGAAGCCGCAGCUAUGGACAGUAUUUCCAGGGAACCAGCAGCCGUCUCAGCGGGGUUAAUGGCAGCUGCUGGCGGCACGGCUGCGGCUGAACGCCCCGACGAUCCACCGGAAGCCCCGGUGCCAAAGAAACCUGGAGCAAACAGCGAUGGAGGUGUGGAGACCGCGGAGGAGGCAGUGGAGCCCGCAGAGCCAGAUGUCAACGAGCUGUGCUCUGACAUGUUUGAGAAGAUGGCCAUUUUCCUGCAGGGGGAGCUAACAGCAACGUGUGAAGAUUACCUGCUGUUGGAGAACAUGAACAAGCUCACAAGCCUGAAGUACAUGGAGAUGAAGGACAUCAGUAUCAAUAUAAGCCGGAAUCUGCAGGAUCUCAACAACAAAUAUGCGAGCCUACAGCCUUACCUGGACCAAAUAAAUAAGAUCGAGGAGCAAGUCUCAUCCCUCGAACAGGCUGCAUACAAACUGGAUGCAUACUCCAAGAAGCUGGAAGCCAGAUUCAAGAAACUGGAGAAGCGGUGAGGGACAGAAGACGAGGCAGACUGAGGGUUUCAGUGCCUUCUCGCCUUCUUCACCCAUCCCUGCCCUCCACUCUACUUACCAGUAGACGCAAAAGCUACAGGGGAGGAAAUGAACUGUGGCUGAAGCAAAACUAAGAAGCACUUCAGCGACAGCAGUGCUGGCUGUAGAUUUGACUCCAGUAUCACUGGUUUUUGUUCCUGCAAUCAAGAUGUGCCACAUGUUUGUCCAACUGUUAGCCUCUCUUAAAUAAUAUCAGGAAGAUGUUCUUGUCAAAAAGAGAAGUAAACGACACAUGAAGUUAAUUUGCUCCUUAAAGCAUAUUUAAAGCUUGAUCAUGUCAGAAACGCUUUUUUUUUUUUUUUCCAGGCAUUUCUUUUGUAAAAUGUUGGGGAAUAAUCUGAGUUUACUCUGCAUUAAUUACUUUGUCAGGCAGUGUUCAUGAGACGCUAAAAUGUAUAGUUUAAAGACAAACUCUACAGCUUGUUUUAAAUUUGUAGCUCUCAUACAAUUCCUUAUAAAGUCAACAUCAUGUCUUGUUCUCCUGAAGAUCACUGAAAUGUAAUUUUCUUUUAAAUAAAGCCUGAUCACUGACAGCA
Molecule: messenger RNA, 1215 nt
Organism: Poeciliopsis prolifica (blackstripe livebearer)
Lineage: Eukaryota; Metazoa; Chordata; Actinopteri; Cyprinodontiformes; Poeciliidae
Gene: bloc1s2
Product: biogenesis of lysosomal organelles complex-1, subunit 2
Exons: 6
Coding region: 86-619 (177 amino acids)
Biological process (GO): endosomal transport; lysosome localization
Cellular component (GO): BORC complex; BLOC-1 complex; gamma-tubulin complex
Molecular function (GO): gamma-tubulin binding
Source: RefSeq, a predicted model, not a curated record